This is a messenger RNA of Exophiala bonariae, 1899 nucleotides long. RefSeq lists its product as uncharacterized. The transcript is spliced from 3 exons. Lineage: Eukaryota; Fungi; Ascomycota; Eurotiomycetes; Chaetothyriales; Herpotrichiellaceae. The record is from RefSeq and is a predicted model, not a curated record. Bases 1 to 1899 code for a protein of 632 amino acids. Gene Ontology annotation, biological process: tRNA pseudouridine synthesis; mRNA pseudouridine synthesis. Gene Ontology annotation, molecular function: pseudouridine synthase activity; RNA binding. Gene Ontology annotation, cellular component: nucleus.
AUGGAAGGUCAAGCAGAAGCCGGAAGUCAAGAGCGUUCCGCCGGUUCCAUGGCUGACUCGGGCCCAAAAGAUCGCGAUAUUGGACGAUCAAACUCGGCUCGCUUUUCGCGCGGAAACUCCAGAGGUGGUCGAGGCAAUCGUCCGGGUAAGAAAAGAGAUAUGGGUCGAAAGGAAUGGGCCAAAAAUAAAGUAGACAAGAGACAGCGGAACGAUGACGAACAAGCGACCAAGAGGCAGCGGAUCGACAAAGGAGAAGCCCCGCUACCGAUCCAUGCUACCAAGUUCAGUGAUGAGGUCCUCGCAGCGGAAGAGAGAAGACCCAAGAAGAAAGUUGCAGUCCUCAUUGGAUACGCAGGCACAGGGUACAGAGGCAUGCAAUUCACUCACGACCACAAAACAAUCGAGGGCGACUUAUUCCAAGCAUUUGUUGCAGCUGGUGCUGUUUCCAAAGCCAACGCGGACGACCCAAAAAAGUCAUCUUUCGUCAGAUGUGCUCGGACCGACAAGGGUGUACACGCAGCUGGCAAUGUCAUCUCCCUCAAGCUGAUCGUCGAGGACGAAGAUGUCGUUCAGAAAAUCAACGAGAAUCUUGUACCACAGAUCCGAGUCUGGGGUUUUGAAAGAACAAACAACAGCUUUAGCGCAUAUCAGACGGUCGACUCGAGAAUAUACGAAUACCUCAUUCCCACGCACAGCUUCCUCCCUCCUCAUCCAACCACAUUUCUCGGAAAACAGCUCGAAGAGUGGGCCGCGAAAAAGGAUGAUGUUGAAGCAUACAAGAAAAGACAGAAGGAAGUCGAAGGCUAUUGGGAGAAGGUCGACGAAGAGGUCAUCAAACCAAUACUAGAGGAAUACGACCCAGCGAUCAGGGAUAUCCUAGAAAAGGCUUUAUGGCUAAAAGGAGAACAGUCGCAAGAUGUGAACAAGGGAAGUCUUGAAGCAGACACACCUCCUCCUGACGUCGAAGGGGAGCAAUCGACAGGGUUGGGAAAGGAUAAUCUUGGAGCAGAGAGUGCUGCUGACAAUAAGACGUCGCAAUCCGUACAGGAUGUGCCAAUUGUCGAUGGAGAUACUACCGAUGUCCAACAGCCUAUCGAAGACGAAGGUGAGAAACCCUCACCAGAGACGAUUAUCCUCAACAAUGCCACAAAACGUCUCCGUCAAGCGUAUGUCACCGCAAGACGCACAUAUCGUAUUCCAGAGGCACGGCUCAAGCGCAUUCAAGAAACAUUGAAUUUAUUCAUCGGAACUCGAAACUACCACAACUUCACCAUUCAGAAGAGUCAUAGUGACCCAUCUGCCAUGCGAGUGAUCAAGUCUUUCAAACUCAAUACGGAACCGAUCCUAAUUGACGGUACGGAAUGGUUAAGCAUGAAAGUCCACGGGCAGAGUUUUAUGAUGCACCAGAUUCGAAAGAUGGUUGGUAUGGUGGCACUGAUCGUACGAUGUGGGUGUGAUCCAAAACGACUAACAGAAAGCCUGGGUUCGGAAAGCAUAUCAAUACCCAAAGCACCAAGUCUGGGCCUGCUUUUAGAACGGCCAGUCUUCGACUCAUACAACAAACGGGCCAAGAACGAAUUGAGUAGGACACAGAUUGACUUCGACAAUUACAAGAAGGAAAUGGAUGCAUUCAAGCAAGAACAAAUAUAUGAACGGAUGUACAGGGAUGAAGAAAAGGAUAAUAUCUUUGGGAAUUUCUUCAACCAUGUGGACAACUUUCCCAGUCCGACUUUCCUGUUCGUUACCAGUGGAGGCAUCGAAGCUACCAAGAUUCCCAUCAAAGCAGGUGGGAACAAGGACGUUAAUGAUCUGAGCACUGCAUUGGUCGAUGGAGAUGAAGAUGCUGAUGGCAGCGACGCCGAUGAGGGCGUCAAGGACGCUCAUGGCCAUGAGGGCUAG